Mycena indigotica is the source of this 807-nucleotide messenger RNA. RefSeq names its product Thaumatin-like protein. The transcript is spliced from 8 exons. Gene Ontology annotation, biological process: defense response. The record is from RefSeq and is a predicted model, not a curated record. The coding region runs from base 1 to 807 and encodes 268 amino acids. Gene Ontology annotation, cellular component: extracellular region. Lineage: Eukaryota; Fungi; Basidiomycota; Agaricomycetes; Agaricales; Mycenaceae.
AUGCACUCUCAUUCAAGUUUCUCCAGCAACGGCUUCCAACUCGCGAUGAUCACCAACUGUUUCCUGUCUCUUAUCCUCGCAACCGCUGCUGCUGCUCGGACGUUCACCGUAAAAAACAGCUGCUCGUAUACGGUCUGGCCGGCGAUUUUCACGGACCUUAACGUGGGCAGCGCGAUCCCCAACCAACCAACUGGAUGGGAAGCCCCGCCAGGAUCGUCUGUCUCCUUCUCCGUCCCGGACAAUUGGCAAUCAGGGAGAAUUUGGGGCCGCACAAAAUGCAACUUUUCCGCCAAUCCUGGGCCGAAUUCGUGCGCCACUGGUGGAUGCAACGGCGGGCUACUCUGUGAUCCUCAUACUGGCACUGGUGUCCCCCCGGCGACCGUGGCUGAAUUCACCCUCUCUGGCAGCGGCAACCAGGACAACUACGACGUUUCCCUCGUCGAUGGAUUCAACAUCCCCGUUGAGAUCACCAAUAAUGUCGGCUGUGGCGUGCCGUCGUGUCGCGCUGACCUCAAUCCCAACUGCCCUGCCCAGCUCCGGCGCACUGACGCUGGCGGCAAAGUUAUCGGAUGUCUGAGCGCCUGUGCAGCGAACCUCGACGGAAACCCAGCCGAUUCACCCAAUUGCUGCACAGGCUCCCACAACCUAGCCGCCACCUGCCCCGCCUCCGGGGUCGCCGAAUACGCCUACUUCAAGGGCGGCUGCCGCGACUCGUACGUAUACGCGUAUGACGAGGGCAGCGGCACUGCCCUGUGGUUCUGCGAUGCAAACAAGAAAGCCAAUUUCGUGGUCACUUUUUGUCCUUGA